AUGACUAUUAAACAAAAAGUUUUAUUUUUGGAACAACCCAAUAAACAAGUGCUUCAUCGCUUUGAACAAUUGUUUGAGUGUGUCUACUAUGAGUUGACAACAAUUGAACAAUGUAUAAUGGAUUUCCAAACAAAGCUCAACGACAUUGAAGCCAUAUAUUGCGGAUGGCCAGGAUUUGCCCCUCUUGGUGGCUUUAAAGGUAAAUUAGUUGAAUUUGCACCCAAAAGUUUGAAAAUUGUAACCACUUGCACAAUUGGCUACGACCAUUUUGACGUAAAGGCAAUGACGACAAAAAACAUCAUUUUAACAAAUAGUCCAUCCACGAUGGCAUACGAUGCAGUUGCUGAUUUGGUACUAUACAAUACAAUUGCCAGUUUUAGAAAUUUCAAGAUUUAUGAACAAAACUUUUGCACAGAUCGAUAUACGCAAUCGGGAAUGUUGACAAAGUCUUUAGUAUCGGCAAAAUUUGAUCAGGUCAAAGGUAUGGCAAUAUCAACGCCAACCAUGGGUACCGCCUACGGUAAAGCUUGUUGUCAACGUGCCAAUUUAUCUCCAAGGAACCAUCACGUUGUCAUCGUUGGGUUUGGUCACAUUGGACAAUCAAUAGCUGCAAGAUUGGCAUCGAUUGGAAUGAUUAUCCAUUAUGUCAAGCGUAAUAAGUUGAGUGAUGAAGAAGAAAAGCAAUUGGGAUUCCCAAUCAUUUUCCAUAAACAUCUUUCAGAAACCACUAGUCUUGCUGAUUUAGUAGUGAUUGCAUGUCCAGGAACACCAGCAACUAGACACAUGGUGAAUGACGAAUUGAUCAAUAACAUGAAGAAACAAUUUAGGAUAAUCAAUGUUGGAAGGGGGUCAGUUGUUGAUGAAGUUGCCUUGGUUCAUGGGUUGAAGAGUGGUAAAAUUCUAUUUGCUGGAUUGGAUGUUUUUGAAGAAGAGCCUCUUGUUCAUCCUGAGUUACUUGAUAGACAAGAUGUUGUAUUGACGCCUCAUAUCGGAUCAGCAUCUACUGAGAAUUACAAUUACACUGCAAUUACCUGUCUUGAAAAUAUUGAGACUGUAUUACUUAAUUUUGAUAGAGCAAUCACUCAAGUCAACUAA
Lodderomyces parapsilosis is the source of this 1095-nucleotide messenger RNA. RefSeq lists its product as uncharacterized. NCBI's taxonomy places the organism in Eukaryota, Fungi, Ascomycota, Pichiomycetes, Serinales, Debaryomycetaceae. The coding region runs from base 1 to 1095 and encodes 364 amino acids. The record is from RefSeq and is a predicted model, not a curated record. Gene Ontology annotation, molecular function: hydroxypyruvate reductase [NAD(P)H] activity; NAD binding; glyoxylate reductase (NADPH) activity. The transcript has a single exon. Gene Ontology annotation, cellular component: cytosol.